AAAAUUGGUGUCCGAGUGAGGAGAAAAGGACGUUCCCAUCCUCCAAAGUCUUUAAGGUCCCCGCCGCGCCGACUAGGCGACUAUACGUCCUUGGUCUUUCUAUUAUUUGCAAGAGGACUCUCUCUCUCUCUCUUCUUGUUGCUGUUGGGGUCUCGGAGCGUCUUCGCGCCCUUGUACCUGCAAGUCCACUCAUCUAGCCGUUUCAGGGUUUGUGAGGGCCUCCAAUUUUCAUUUUUUAAUUUGUGACAUCCUAUCUGCAAAGCUGGAUAGACACAGAGAAAGAGAACGAGAACGAUCUGGUAGUAAUCCAGAUUCUUACCCCAACCGACAUUCGAGAAUGCCUUCUCGGUCGUCUGAGAGCCCCAUGAACCAUCACAACCACCACCGUAACCCUAAUUACAGAAGCGGCUUCUCGGGCGGAGGGUAUCACUACCACAACCAGCAUCGUCCUUUCAACAGUCCACCCAAUAACCCGCCUGGAGGUGGCGGUGGUUAUGGCUCUGGUCAUCAGAUGCCUCUCUCAGGUCAGAAACGUGGUUUUCCCUCUUCCGGCCGAGGAGGGUCUCCAGAUAAUACUGAUAAUAGCACUUUUGCCAAACUUUUUGUUGGAUCUGUUCCAAGGACAGCAAGGGAGGAAGAUAUUCGUCCCUUGUUUGAGGAACAUGGAAAUGUUAUUGAGGUUGCUCUGAUCAAGGACAAGAGAACUGGCCAGCAGCAAGGAUGUUGUUUCAUAAAAUACGCAACUUGUGAAGAAGCUGACAGGGCUAUUAGAGCUUUGCAUAAUCAAUAUACUUUGCCUGGGGGAAUGGGUCCAAUCCAAGUUAGAUAUGCUGAUGGAGAACGGGAGCGUCUUGGUACAGUUGAGCACAAGCUGUUUGUUGGUUCCUUGAACAAGCAAGCUACAGAAAAGGAAGUUGAGGAAAUAUUUUCUCCUUAUGGUCGUGUUGAAGAUGUCUACAUUAUGCGUGAUGAAUUGAAGCAAAGCCGUGGUUGUGGGUUUGUUAAAUUUUCUCAUAGAGAUAUGGCAGUAUCCGCUAUAAAUUCUCUUAAUGGAAUCUAUUUGAUGAGAGGUUGUGAUCAGCCAUUAACUGUUCGAUUUGCUGAUCCUAAGAGGCCUCGUGUUGGAGAAGCAAGGGGUGGUCCUGCAUUUGGAGGUCCUGGUUUUGGCCCCCGAUCUCAAGCUCCAUUGGGGGUUAGGCCAGCACCCAAUUUUGGUGAACCAAUGAGUGGACAUGUUCCUCCUAAUGCUUGGCAUCCAAUGAGUCCUCGAAACUUGGGGCCAUCUUCCCAGUCAAGUCCUCGUGGUUUUGGGGGUAAUUUGGUUGCUAGACCUGGUGCUCCAACAAUGCCUUCAACAACAGGUGCCCCCCUGGGACUGCUUGGUGGCCCUGCAAAUGGUUCUCUUCCGGGGCUUUCGGUCUUACCUUCUUCAACUUCACAACAGAAUUUCAACCCAUCUGUGCCCCAAGUUCAAGCAGUUGGUCAGAAAAUAUCACCACUGCAGAAGCCUCUUCAGUCUCCGCAGCAUUUGCCACCUUCCCACCAACUACACCCUCAACAAAUUCCACCAACUUACUCACAGCCACAAACGUCCCAGAUAUCAGUCCAGCAACUUGGUCAGCUACAGAUUCCUCAAUCUUCUGGUCCAUCCUUCAGUCAACCACUGCCAUCACAACAGUUAUUUGGGUUGAGUUCUCAGCUGCCCAUAUCUCAGCCUCAAGGUCAACAGAGCACCUCCUCUGCUGCACCACAACAAACCCCUCUAAACUUACAACAGCAAGCUGUCUCUGCCACAACAACCCAACAACAGCUUUCUGCUCUUACCGUCCGGCAACAAUUACUUCAGCCUUUACAGCAGUCACCCUCUCAUUUGGCUCAGAUGCUAUCUCAACAGACGCAAACUCUACAGGCAAGCUUUCAAUCAUCACAGCAAGCAUUCUCCCACUUGCAACAACAGUUGCAUCUGAUGCAACCACCAAGUCAAAAUAUGACUCAGCAACAGAGUUCCCAAGCUACUAAACAACAGCUUCAAUGGACUGGAGCUGCAUCACAGGUAGCCACCAGCAUUCCUGCAACUUCCCCAGCUGCUCUGGCACCUUCAACCACGUCUGCUGCUUCCACUGUUCCUGUAAGUGUGCAGGCAGCAGUUCCUUCAACAUGUAAUUGGACAGAGCACACAUCACCCGAAGGAUACAAGUACUACUAUAAUAGUGUGACUGGUGAAAGCAGGUGGGAAAAGCCUGAGGAGUUGACCUUGUUUGAGCAACAACAGCAACAGAAGCAGCAAAAUCAACAACAGCAGCAACAAAAACCAUCAGUUCAGCAACCCCAGACACAGACACAACCACACAUGCAGGUUCUGUCUGCCCAACAGGUUUCUCAAACACCACAAGGACAACUCCAAACACAGCUUCGCCAUCAACAGCAGUUACAAGUGCAGCAACCUUCUUUAUCUUCUCCGUAUCAGGUUUCUGGUGUUUUUGGCCAUCAAAGUGUUCAGGAACUUGCUGGUUAUGGACAGCUUCCAGCAGCAGCUGGGUCAGUCAUUGAUCCUGCUUCUUUCCAACAGGGGGUACGGUCUGUGCAGGAUUGGAUGUGGAAGAGCAAGCCAGCAGCAGGAACUUGAAGGGGAAAAUAAGGCGCAUCUCAGGCAGCAUACCGGCAGAGGAAGUAUUACCCCAGAACCGAUUUGUGGUCAACCAGUCUUGAUCCAAGGCAGGCUUGGCAACUAAAUGGGGGUAAAAUGGAAUGUGUAACGGCAAUAUUUUACUUUCUUGAGCCAUCAACCCCCUUGAGGAGGUUCAUUUGUCUCGGUCAUUCGUCUGCUCAAACGAAUGAAAAUAGAGAGAAAAAAAAAAUCAACGUCAUUUAAUAUUAGUCUCUUUUUCCCUGUGCCA
Nelumbo nucifera (sacred lotus) is the source of this 2897-nucleotide messenger RNA. RefSeq names its product flowering time control protein FCA. Gene Ontology annotation, cellular component: ribonucleoprotein complex. Lineage: Eukaryota; Viridiplantae; Streptophyta; Magnoliopsida; Proteales; Nelumbonaceae. Gene Ontology annotation, molecular function: protein binding; RNA binding. The record is from RefSeq and is a predicted model, not a curated record.